AUGAAGGCACUGUUGCAGGGGCCGCAGCUGCCACCAUUCCUGUCCAAGACGUACGAUCUCGAAGGCGAGCCGCAGCUGGACGGGGUCAUCUCCUGGGGUCCUUCGUCGUGUGGAAUCCUUCCACCUUUGACCGGGACGUGCUCCCGCACAACUUCAAGCACAAGAAGUUCUCCAGCUUCGUCAGCCAGCUCAACACCUACGUGUGUAUCGUAUCACUGUCCAAUCCUCUGUUCUCAUCUUUCUUUUCUUUUACAAUCUCUCACUGGAUUAUUAUUCAUGAUGCCGUCCUCUGCUGGGGAGGCACUCUGUUUCUGUUUGGUAUCUGGCACUCUGUUUCGGAUGCUCUAUUUUUGGUUUUGUUCCUUCUGGUUUCUGCUGAUGUACUCAACCCAAAUCUGUUGUGUGUAUAUAUAUAUAUAUAUACUCUUUGUACUUCCCUUCAUACUUUUAGUGAGAGGAGUUGUGGUUUGUAAUGCCAAUUUGGUGUUUCUUUUGUUAGCGGAAUCGUGGUCUGUAAUGCCAAUUUGGCCUUUCCCGAAAGAACUGGUUUAUCUUCAUCACUGA
Molecule: messenger RNA, 564 nt
Organism: Triticum turgidum subsp. durum (durum wheat)
Lineage: Eukaryota; Viridiplantae; Streptophyta; Magnoliopsida; Poales; Poaceae
Source: the annotation of a GenBank genome assembly